AUGAGUAUUGUAACCGUGACAAAAAUGCAAUUUUUUGCAUUAAUAUAUUUAUCUUAUUUCAUUUUACCAGCAAUAUUCGCCGAGGACGUGAGUUAUCAAGCGUGCGUUGACAAAUAUUCGAGAAAAGGUUACCAGCCGUGGCAGGAAUGGUCUGAUCAUUAUACAUGUCACAGAUAUAGAUGCGAAAUACGGGACGGAAAAUAUUUCAUUGCUGCUGUUGGAUGCCGCAAACCAAAAAUUCCGGAAAAUGCUUUGGAAUGUCACGAAUAUAUUGAAGAUGAGAAUGUUGAAUUUCCGACAUGCUGCGCUAGAUUGCGUUGCGUCGUUGAAGUUAACGGCGAAAGAAUAGUUCAGACGAGAGGCCAGCCAGGAGAACUCUUCCCAGACAAACCAUGGAAGGGACAGCAAAACGAACCCAGCCCGGCCGUAGUCGGUAUGGGCAGCAUCCAACAGAACACCGUGGGGGGAGAGGCACAGACCCAGUCGGCACCUGGAAUUUUCAACAGCAGAGGCGCAGGCAAGCAAACGGAUGGCAACGAUAUUAAUGGACGUCGCUUCGUAGACCCUUACCCCAGCCAGCAGAUGCAAGAAUCUCCUAGAAGGAAGCGAUCCACCGUCUACCCACUAUUUGACAAAAACAUGUUACGAGAACUGAAUGCGUUCCAACCACACCAAGUUAAAUUACAUGGAUAUUCCCCAGAAAAAUACACCUCGUACUUUUCGCAUAACAUAAAAAGUCUAUCAAGCUCCAAGUUGCCUAAUAAUUACAAU
Iphiclides podalirius (scarce swallowtail) is the source of this 771-nucleotide messenger RNA. NCBI's taxonomy places the organism in Eukaryota, Metazoa, Arthropoda, Insecta, Lepidoptera, Papilionidae. The record is from the annotation of a GenBank genome assembly.